GACCCUUUUCUCUCUCUUUUUCUCAUCCUUCUUUGUCUGUUCUCUCUCACAUCCAAACCACCCUACUCCCAAUUCGUCCAUAUCUUCCUCCCCUCCACACACCCACAACAACAACAACAAUGCCCUCCUACGCCGAGGUCGCCGCCCCCGACGGCGUCGAUGAGCAGCAGUCUUUCGGCUUCGACGUGCAGGUCGACGCCAAGCAGCGCGAGGGAUACGCGCUGGUAGGACGGGCCAUUGCCCAGGAGCCCAUCGGCAAGCCGUACAGCACGGUCGUGGACGGAGCGCCGGUGACGCGCGAGCGGCAGCCGUACUUCCCCGCCGACGAUGGGACGGACCCGCUCAUUGACGCGGGCACGGCCCGCGCGACCAUUGCUGCCAGCAGAGAGAGGCCGAACGGCACUAUCGAGGGGGGUUGGGCGCGCGACCACCAGGACCAGACGGUUGUGCAGCAGCAUGUUGCGUACUGGGACCAAGACAACGACGGCAUCAUCUGGCCACAAGACACGUACCGGGGGAUGCGGGCAUGGGGCUGGUCGGUACCGCUGGCGCUGCUCGCAACCUUCCUGAUCAACUUCAACCUCUCAUACCCCACCCUGCCGGGCUGGCUCCCAGACCCCUUCUUUCGCAUCUACAUCUCGCGCCUGCACAAGGACAAGCACGGCUCGGACAGCAUGAGCUUCGACAACGAGGGCCGCUUCAAGCCGCAGCAGUUCGAGGACCUGUUCGCCAAGUACGACCGCGGCGACAAGGGCGGCCUCGACGUGUGGGACUUGUUGCGUGCUUGGAAGGGCCAGCGCAUGGCGUUUGACUUCUUUGGCUGGAGUGCUGCGUUUUUGGAAUGGCUUGCCACUUACCUCCUGCUCUGGCCUGAGGACGGCAUCCUGCGCAAGGAAGAAAUCCGCCGCGUCUUCGAUGGCAGCAUCUUCCAGUACAAGGCCGACCAGUACGCCGAGAAGCAGCGCCGCGAGAAGGAGAAGAAGAAGUCGUCUUGGCUGCGCCUCAGGGCUAAGCUUUUGUAAGCUUUUCGGUCUUGUGCAAUAGCUGCAGCUUGGCGUGCUUGGGUUGCAAGAUUAUCUUUCAAGCCCUGCUGAGUAUCUACAUCAUAGACGAUCAGAUGUACUACGUAUGAAUUAGCGCGGUAGUUGCGGCGAUUUCUGGUUUGUUUUGGCAACGAGUUAUGAUAACAAUGGAAAAUAUACUUUAAUGAAUUGGCAU
Molecule: messenger RNA, 1218 nt
Organism: Aplosporella prunicola CBS 121167
Lineage: Eukaryota; Fungi; Ascomycota; Dothideomycetes; Botryosphaeriales; Aplosporellaceae
Exons: 3
Coding region: 120-1022 (300 amino acids)
Molecular function (GO): monooxygenase activity; calcium ion binding
Source: RefSeq, a predicted model, not a curated record